Molecule: messenger RNA, 954 nt
Organism: Hansenula anomala
Lineage: Eukaryota; Fungi; Ascomycota; Saccharomycetes; Phaffomycetales; Wickerhamomycetaceae
Exons: 1
Coding region: 1-954 (317 amino acids)
Source: RefSeq, a predicted model, not a curated record
AUGCUUCCUGGAAAAUAUGAAUAUGACUUUGAAAUACCUCUCCCACAGGUUAAUUAUUGCUCAAAAUCUAAAGACAAUGCUUUUGUGAGGACACCUAAACAUGAUGAAUACCCAUUACCUCCAACUGUCGAUGACAUAAAUCAGCUUGCCAAUGUUGCGUAUGAAGUUACUGCCAUACUCAAUUCAUCAAAGUUUUUCUCUAUGAAUGCAAAAACAUCCCUCACGGUGAGGCUUGGUACUCCAAUGUCUGAUUUAUUGGUUCGAAAGAGCAAGAGUAUCUCGUAUUGGAGAGAUAGUGUUAGUUUUGAGAAGAAAUUACCCAGUGGUGAAGUUUUGAACAUUCCUGUCUUUUUAGAAAUCAGAUCCAAUGGGUUUUGUGAGACUGUUGGUGAAAUGCCAACUUUCAAGUUAUUUGUUCUUUCAGAGAUACAGCCAGAAAAUUAUCGAUCAAUGGAGUUAGAGGAUGCUGGUUGUGUAUACCUAAGGUCAAUUGAAGUGCUGAUAAAGAAGCAUACCAAAGUACGGGCAUAUGAGGCUACAGAAGAGGAGAUUAAAGAGUACAAUAUAUGUUCCGUUGAAGGGUUGAGCCAUAGACUAGAUUUGUCACAUGCACAUAGGUCAAAUGCAGUUGAGAAAAACGAUGGUAGUUCUUUAUACGAACUGGAAAUUCCUAGCUCUAUUUACCAAAAUGUUGCAAUACCCAAAUCAUUUACACCAACAUUUGAGUUUUGUAACAUAAAGAGAGAUUAUGAGAUUACAAUUAAAGUAGGAUUAUCAGGAACUGCAAAAGCUUGGGAGCCAGAAGUGUUUGAGUUACAAAGAGAGUUGACUCUUUUGAGUGGAGUGUGUGAUCAAAUUGACAAAUCAGAGAAAGAACUUCUUAUGGAGCAACAGAGAAAUCCUCAACUAAUGGAGGAGCUCCCACCUCCUUCAUAUGAAAAGAUAGAACUAUAG